Phacochoerus africanus (Common warthog) is the source of this 5430-nucleotide messenger RNA. RefSeq names its product prolyl endopeptidase like (gene PREPL). Bases 561 to 2744 code for a protein of 727 amino acids. Gene Ontology annotation, cellular component: Golgi apparatus; cytoskeleton. The transcript has 16 exons. The record is from RefSeq and is a predicted model, not a curated record. Lineage: Eukaryota; Metazoa; Chordata; Mammalia; Artiodactyla; Suidae. Gene Ontology annotation, molecular function: serine-type endopeptidase activity. Gene Ontology annotation, biological process: proteolysis.
UGCAAACCAGCUCCCCGCGUCUCUGGGUAGGUUGUUCCGCUAGCUGCAGAACGCAGAUUUCGGCUGGACGCGACGGUGCUUGGAGCUGUGCUGCUUUUCUGAGAGCUUCGGGUUCUCCGACCUGGCUUUCACUCGUUUCUGUGUCUAGAGCAAGACCGACUUUCAAUUUGCAACAAGUACUCCGUAGAGUAAAUGGGGUCAUUAUCUGAUUUGCAGAUGAAGAAACUAGGCACAGGUGUUUGUCCAUGUGUGUACCAGAAUCAGUGCUGCAUAGUUUGAGCCUGAUAGGAUCGACUUUACAAAUAAGACCUCUAAGUCACAUCUGCCAAGAAGUAUGAUUUGAAUGAAACUUUAACUUACAUGAGUUUUCAGAUAUUUUUAACCAGAGUUAUCAGCUGUCUGUAGUUAUUCAUAACCUGAGGGGUUCAUGACCCCAAUGGCAGAGGAAAAGAACUGCAGAUUUUAGAUACUCUGAGAACCCACUACUGUGUAAGCAUUCCUAGGAAAUCAUUCAUGUGCUGGCAGUCCCAAAGGGAGCAUAAACCAAGGACUUUGAUAUCAUGCGGCAGAAGAGCAAAUUAUUUUUCCAAGCUUUGAAAUAUAGUAUUCCUCACCUUGGGAAAUGCAUGCAGAAACAGCACUUGAAUCACUGUAACUUCGCGAAUCAUUAUUACAAUAAAAUAAAAUUGAAAAAAUAUCACCUAACCAAGUGUCUGCAGAAUAAACCCAGGAUAUCAGAGUUAGCAAGAAACAUCCCAAGUCGGAGCUUCUCAUGUAAGGAUUUUCUGCCUAUUAAACAAGAAGACGAAAAACCUCUUUCAGAAAACAUGGAUGCAUUUGAAAAAGUGAGAGCAAAAUUAGAAACACAGCCACAAGAAGAAUACGAAAUCAUCAAUGCAGAGAUUAAACAUGGUGGUUUUGUUUACUAUCAAGAGGGUUGCUGCUUGGUUCGUUCCAAAGAUGAAGAAGCAGACAACGAUAAUUAUGAAGUUUUGUUCAAUUUGGAAGAACUUAAAUUAGAGCAACCAUUCAUUGAUUGUAUCAGAGUUGCUCCUGAUGAAAAAUAUGUAGCUGCCAAAAUAAGAACGGAAGAUUCUGAGGCAUCUACCUGUGUAGUUGUGAAGCUCAGUGAUCAGCCUGUAAUGGAAGCUUCUUUCCCAAAUGUGUCCAGUUUUGAAUGGGUAAAGGAUGAAGAAGACGAAGAUGUUUUGUUUUACACCUUCCAGAGGAACCUUCGUUGUCAUGAUGUAUAUCGAGCCACUUUUGGUGAUAACAAACGUAAUGAACGUUUUUACACAGAAAAAGAUCCAAGCUUUUUUGUUUUCCUUUAUCUUACAAAAGACAGUCGUUUUCUCACCAUGAAUAUUAUGAACAAGACCACUUCUGAGGUGUGGUUGAUAGAUGGCCUGAGUCCUUGGGACCCUCCAGUACUUAUCCAGAAGCGAAUACAUGGGGUCCUGUACUAUGUAGAACAUAGAGAUGAUGAAUUAUACAUUCUCACCAAUGUUGGCGAGCCUACAGAAUUCAAGCUAAUGAGAACGGCAGCUGAUACCCCUGCUAUUAUGAAUUGGGAUUUAUUUUUCACAAUGAAGAGAAAUACCAAAGUUGUAGACUUGGACAUGUUUAAGGAUCACUGUGUUCUGUUUUUGAAGCACAGCAAUCUACUUUAUGUUAAUGUCAUUGGUUUGGCUGACGAUUCAGUUCGGUCUCUAAAGCUCCCUCCUUGGGCCUGUGGAUUCAUAAUGGAUACAAAUUCAGACCCAAAGAACUGCCCCUUUCAGCUUUGCUCUCCAAUACGUCCCCCCAAAUAUUACACAUACAAGUUUGCAGAAGGCAAGCUGUAUGAAGAAACGGGGCAUGAAGACCCGAUCACAAAGGCUAGUCGUGUUUUACGUAUAGAAGCCAAAAGCAAGGAUGGAAGAUUAGUGCCAAUGACGAUCUUCCAUAAAACGGAUUCUGAGGACUUGCAGAAGAAACCUCUCCUGGUACAUGUAUAUGGAGCUUAUGGAAUGGAUUUGAAAAUGAAUUUCAGGCCUGAAAGGCGGGUGUUGGUGGAUGAUGGAUGGAUAUUAGCAUAUUGUCAUGUUCGGGGUGGUGGUGAGUUAGGCCUCCAGUGGCAUGCUGAUGGCCGUCUAACUAAAAAACUCAAUGGCCUUGCUGACUUAGAGGCUUGCAUUGAGACGCUUCAUGGCCAAGGCUUUUCUCAGCCAAGUCUAACAACCCUGACUGCUUUCAGUGCUGGAGGGGUGCUUGUGGGAGCAUUGUGUAAUUCUAAUCCAGAGUUGCUGAGAGCAGUGACUUUAGAGGCACCUUUCUUGGAUGUUCUCAACACCAUGAUGGACACUACACUUCCUCUGACAUUAGAAGAAUUAGAAGAAUGGGGGAAUCCUUCAUCUGAUGAAAAACAUAAGAACUACAUAAAAAGUUACUGUCCCUAUCAAAAUAUUAAACCCCAGCAUUAUCCUUCAAUUCACAUCACAGCUUAUGAAAAUGAUGAGCGUGUACCUCUGAAAGGAAUUGUAAACUAUACUGAGAAACUCAAGGAAGCUGUUGCAGAGCAUGCUAAGGACACUGGGGAAGGCUAUCAAGCCCCCAAUAUUAUUUUAGAUAUUCAGCCUGGAGGCAAUCAUGUGAUUGAGGAUUCUCACAAAAAGAUUACAGCCCAAAUUAAAUUCCUAUAUGAGGAACUUGGACUUGACAGCACCAGUGUUUUCGAAAAUCUCAAGAAAUAUCUAAAAUUCUGAAGUGCUGCAAUCAGUGGGAAAUGGAAACACUGAAAUAUUUCAGUCAUAUUUCCAGUUGCGUUAACAAGAGUGAGUUUUUCAAGUUAGUAAAUAAUUUUUAAAAAUGUACUUCUCCAUCUAAAUAUUGUUUUGUAUUCAGCUCAUUUGCUUAUACUGUUGUCUCCAUUGAUGCACAUGCCCCUUAACCUAGGAAAGUAGCUUUCAAAUUAUGCUCCAUAGAAGGACAUAGAGAAGGGAAUGAAGGAAGGAUUGGUGGCAACAGAACUUUACCUUUCCUCCAUCAGAAAAGCUUUGUUUCAGUAUGAUUUCCUUUGAACAGUUGACAAAGCAAGGUCCUGCCUCUUUGCUAGUGAACAGUUUGAGAUACUCUGCCAGUAAGUCACAAUCCAAUUUCUAUACCUGCAUUUUAUCAAAGAUAACAUUCCUCACACUAAAAUUCAUUAGACCUAAUGAUCUGGAGUCCUGAGGUGUUCUGAUCAUCUCAUAUUGAUGCUCUCCCAAAGUGUAGAACUUCUUGCAAGUGAUCAUUGUCUUUUAAACAUUUUAUUAUUCUGGAAACACAUUUGAGAACCAUUCCUAAAUCAUUACAUUCAGGCUACAGAAAUAUCUGAGAAUUAAUGAAUGUUCAUGAAGUUCACCCAGCAGCAGCAUCUGAGGUUACCGCAAAUGCUUAGAGUGGAACAGAGUGCCAGCCUCUCCAUCUCUUUCAUAAAGCUGCCUAACACAAGCUGUACAGUAUGUUGAAUACACUGGAAUAGCAUGCCCGGUUGGAAAUGAAACAUCUGUCUCUGAAAGCUGCUUGCUGAUGAAGGAGAUUCUUGGUGUUAUAUUCAAGGAUGAGUCCUUCUCCUCUGUCCACUGAAAUGGCGUGUGUAUCAACUUCACGGCCUGUAUAGACAGAAUUGGUACUUAACCUGAUCCUCACUCUCGUGGGAAUAUUUGAAAUCAUUUCCUUUAGAUUUAGCAGUGAUGAUUCUCCAAAAUUCAGAACCAUGAGCAAGACUCUGUCUAUGCCGUUGAGCUCUCUCGUGUACACAACAGAGUAGUUGUCAUUCCUCAAAUAGCAAAACCAGCCUCUGCUGAGGAGCAGUUCAUUGGCGUGAAGCAAACUUAAUUGUUGAUAUAACUUCAACGCUGAUCUGGGCUGGGUCUUUUGGACCUAUUUAAAAAAAAAAAAAAAGGUAUUAACAUAAAUGAUUAAUUAUAAGAGUUUUUCAAAUAUUUAUACUAUCAAGUAAGGAAUUUUCUUCCCCAGAAAAGUUGCUUCACUUCGCCCCUUAAAAUAAUUACCAAAUUGUGUAUUAAGUAGGUAAGAAUAGUUUAUUUAACUACUUCUCUGGGAGUUGUUGCAAUGUGCACAGUUUUCCACUACAUUUUGGCCAGAGCUGAUGUAAAGGCCAAAUUUGACUCCACUUUAGGCAUCUCAAAACAAAUGUCCGUGUCUAAGUUAAUGGAUAUUUAACUUGCCUAAAUAAAGUCCCUUUAUACUAUAUUUAACUGGCAGAAAAGCAGCCCGAUCCCUGGCCUUGCUUGGGUUAAGGAUCCGGCAUUGCAGUGAGCUGUGGUGUAGGUUUCAGAUGUGGCCCGGAUCCGGCGUUGUUGUGGCUGUGGUGUAGGCUGGCAGCUACAGCUCCAAUUCCACCCGUCGCCUGGGAACUUCCAUAUGCCACACCUGCCACCCUAAAAAAAGAAAUUGACCUCUGUUUUUGACCACAAAAGUAAUAUAUGUCCAUUAAAGAAGACCGGAGUUUAUUUUACAGGUAUCUAAAACAUACAUAAUUUAAUGUUGUAUUUUUCUUGCUGUUUUCCCUUUAACAUUUCAAGCAUUUUUUAUUAUAGUAAAUGUCAUUUUAAUGACAGAAUAGUAUUUGGUUGAAUGGUUAUUCCAUACUUAACCAUUUCGUUUCAACAUUCAGGUUCCUAAUAUGCUUUCUCCAUAUUUGGAUUAUUUAUUCAAGGUACAAAUACCAGACAAUUACUGUGUCAAAGAGUAUGGAUACUUGAGUCAUAAUGCCAAAUUUGUCUUCUAAAAGCUAUUGCCAAAUCAGUGAGAAUGUUCAUUUCAUUGUACUCUUGCCAGCCAUGUUAACUUCAGUGAUAGUGGUUGUUGUUUGGGGGCAGGUGCCUAAUUUGUGGUGUUUAAUGAACAUCUAAUGAAUAUCUGCAAAAAUGUUUAUUCUCUGUUCAUCAGGAACAAAGGUAUUCGUAGUACAUAUAUACUGUAUAUGUAUAUGACUCUUCACAUAUAUAUUACUAUUCACAUUUUCUAUAGCCUUAGAUAAUGCAUGAAAAAGCAUAGUUCAGUGCCACCCAUAUAAGAAGUACCCAGUAGGUGUUAACUUAUUUUUGUCUACUUGAUUUACCACUUUCUAGAAGUAUGUUGAAGUGUCUCUGUAAUUGUAGAUUUAUCAGUUUCUCUUUGCAUUUCUCAGAAUACUUGUUUUAUAAAUUUUGAAGCUAUUGUUAGAUGCAUAGAUUCAUGAUUUGUAGUGGAGUGCUCCUUUACCAGUUUUUGAAAAUUGCCUUUGUCUCAUAAUGCUUUUCAUAUUGAAUUCUAUUUUGUCUGCUAUUAAAUAUUUCCACACCUGCUUUUUGUAACUUUAUUUUUUUAAAUAGAAAAUGCAUGCAAUACAGUAUAAAAUUCAAUUGUAAGAAUAUAUAAAUAAAAUUAUUUCCUUCAAAACCA